CAAAAUUGAAGAAACAAUGGCGAUGAAGAGCAGGAUACUGAUAGUAGGAGUGACGGGAAAUCUAGGGUUUGAACUCGCCAGAGCCAGUCUCGAUUCGUCGUACCCCACAUUUGGCCUUGUCAGAGACUCAGCUUUCUCUGACCCAAACAAAUCCAAAAAGCUUGAAAUUCUCUCCCAUGGCGGUGCCACUUUUCUCAAAGGUUCAUUGCAAGAUGAGGCGAGGCUUGUUGAAGCAAUCAAGCAAGUCGACGUUGUGAUUUGCGCCGUCAAUUCAAAGCAGGUCCUCGACCAGAGGCUUCUCAUUGCAGCCAUUAAAUGCGCUGGUUGCGUUAAGAGGUUCAUUCCAGCAGAAUUUGGAUCUGAUCCUGACAAGACUCGGAUAUCUGACUUGGACAACAACUUCUAUUCUAGAAAAGCUGAGAUUCGACGCCUUAUAGAAGCUGAAGGAAUUCCACACACCUAUAUCUCCUGCAACUUCUACAUGAGCUACCUCCUUCCAGCAUUGGUUCAACCUGGCCUAAAAGCCCCGCCAAGGGACAAAGUCACGGUAUUUGGGGAUGGAAGUGUUAAAGGGGUCUUUGUUAAAGAAAGUGAUGUUGCUGCCUUUACCAUCAGUGCUGUUGAUGACCCACAUACACUGAAUAAGGUGCUAUAUCUGAGGCCCCCAGGAAAUGUUUACUCAAUAAAUGAGCUAGUUGAGAUUUGGGAGAGUAAGAUUGGGAAGAAGCUUGAGAAGAUAUACGUGUCAGAGGAAGAGUUUCUUAUGAAAAUUAGAGGUAUGUCAGUACUCAAAUAAUGUACACUACGAUUCUCGAAGUUGCACCGGUACUCUGCCAAUUUUAAGACACCAUCGAAGCAGUUGAAAUCCACUUAACAAAAUCUUUGGUCUCAGUUCAAAUGUCAUUAAGGCACGCACUCACUAAUAUCUCUUGCUUGAAAUUAGAAAAUCGCUGUCAGAAAAUAAGGACAGUUUUUUUUUGCAUUUCCAUUUGAUUUUUUGGUGGGGUUAGACUUCAUAGAAUUCAAAAUGUCAUGAAAAAGAAAAGGUUAUAUUUCACUUUUUAUAUAUAUAAUUGGGAUAACCCGUGCCGGAAGGCACGAUGCAAUUCAAAAAAAAUCAAGUAUUGAAUUUGGGCAUGAAAUAAUUAAGUAUUGAGUUGGGACAUGUACUAAGCU
Ilex paraguariensis (yerba mate) is the source of this 1176-nucleotide messenger RNA. The record is from the annotation of a GenBank genome assembly. NCBI's taxonomy places the organism in Eukaryota, Viridiplantae, Streptophyta, Magnoliopsida, Aquifoliales, Aquifoliaceae.